AUGAGAAUGCUGGCCUGGCUGACACUGGGAUGCGGCCUGUCCAUUGUGACUGCCUCAGCACCAUCGGGCCCAUGGGACGACUUCAAUUACGCACCUUCGACGCGCACUGUUUCCCCCAUAGCGAUAUACAAAUACGAGGGCAAUGUCCAAAAUCCUGAGGGCCUACUCGGAUCCGAUGCCCAGUCUGCUACGCUCAACGGCGCAGGGGCGUGGAUAGCGGUGGACUUCGGAAAGGAGGUCGGCGGCGUCAUUUCGGUCAACAUAGACUCUGAAGCCUCCAGCGACGCGUCGCUCGCUCUGACCUUCACCGAGUCGCCGCUCUUCGUCAACCCGCUUCUCUCUGACGACUCGUCGAUAUCCGCGCCGAACAUGUCGGUGGACGGGGCGCUCUCCGUCUCGGGACCUCUCGCGGAGGGUCUCUGGACUCAGCCGGUCGCGUCUCAGCGAGGUGGUUUCCGCUACUUGACGAUCUCGCUGACAACCGGCGAGACCGUGGCACUUUCGAACGUCUCCUGCGCGAUCACCUUCAUGCCUCACGUCGAGGACCUGCGCGAUUACUCCGGGUACUUCUACGCGCCUGAUCCCGAGGGAGAAGACGAAGACUUGCUGACGAAGAUCUGGUAUUCGGGCGCGUACACGAUCCAGACAAAUAUAAUAGCAGCGGAUGAGGGAAGAGUUCAAGUUUACGGUGGAGGAUGGCGUAACAAUGGAACAAUCGCCUCCGCGAGCCCUGUCAUAGUCGACGGCGCGAAGCGAGACCGGACCGUAUGGCCAGGCGAUAUGGGCAUCGCUGGACCCGCAGCGUUCGUAGCGCUGAACGACCUCGUAUCCGUACGCAACAGUCUUGACGAGAUAUUUUCCCUGCAAGACUCAUCCUCGGGCGGACUACCGUGCUCGGGUCCUCUCAUCAGUUGUGCUGUCGGGAGGAGCGAUACCUACCACGCUUGGUCCCUCGUUGGCGCAUAUAACUGCUGGCUACAUUCCGGUGAUACGGACUGGAUGGUGGCGAAGUGGGAUCAGUAUCAGUUGGGAAUUGCUUAUCUGGCAGCAAAGGUCGACUCCAACGUCGGCCUUCUCAAUGCGACGGGGAGCAAGGAUUGGGGGCGCCUCGGAGGCGGCGGGUUCAGUCUCGCACCAAAUGCCUUGUACUAUAAGGUCCUCCUCAAUGGCGCGGAGAUUGCGUCGGCUCUUGGCAACACCGAGACGGCAGACAACUGGCUCGCUGAUGCCGCAGGCCUGAAGGCAGCGCUCAACGCAGAGCUUUGGGAUGAGGAGGCGGGUCUGUACUUCGACAACACGACGACGACGCUGCACCCGCAAGACGGGAAUUCGCUCGUCGCUUGGUUCAAUGCGACAUCGUCUGACGAACGCAAGACGCGCGUGAGCGAGGGAUUGACGGGUAACUGGGUUGAAGUGGGCGCGGUAGCGCCAGAGCUUCCGGACAAUGUCGCGCCUUUUGCAGGGAGUAUGGAGGUACACGCGCACUUUGCGGCAGGCGAGCCCGAGCGCGCACUCGACUUCAUACGUUUGCAGUGGGGCUGGAUGCUGACCACCAACGUGAGCGUGCAGUCGACGCUCCUUGAGGGAUAUACGUCCAACGGCUCGCUUCUGUAUCGCUCCUACGCAGGCUACACGGACGAUCCAUCGUAUAUAUCGCAUUCGCAUGGAUGGAGUGCAGGCCCAACUCCCGCCCUCACAUCGUACCUUCUCGGCCUCACGUUGAUGGAGCCGGGCGGCAGUGGUUUCCGCGUGCAGCCACAGACGGCCGGCCUCCCCGCCGCCGAAGGCGGAUUCGAGACGCCCUUGGGUUGGUUUGGGGUGAGUUGGUCAAACGACGACGCGGGCGGGCGGUUCCAUCUCAACGUGACUGCGCCGGAAGGGACAACUGGUGUUGUCGUCCUACCGUUCACCGGUGUUGUCUCGGUAGACGGUAUGGAGGUUGGGAGCGAAAGCUCCUUGACACUGAACGGUGGAACCCAUAGCAUUGGAGUAGAGAUACAGAAAUAAACCCUUUCAAU
Molecule: messenger RNA, 2018 nt
Organism: Schizophyllum commune H4-8
Lineage: Eukaryota; Fungi; Basidiomycota; Agaricomycetes; Agaricales; Schizophyllaceae
Product: Six-hairpin glycosidase
Exons: 9
Coding region: 1-2007 (668 amino acids)
Biological process (GO): carbohydrate metabolic process
Source: RefSeq, a predicted model, not a curated record